UCUCGUCCGGGUUACUAACGUCAUCAGCGCGCUCUCGUCCGCUUACUGACGUCAUCAGCGCGCUCUCGUCCGCUUGCGCACUUCGCUGGCUCGUUUGCGUUCGACCGUCUUCGAUAGAUCAAGGAGAAGGCCCGGGAUUGAGCCCGCGAGUUUGCAAUGGAUUUGUUUGAUAUCAAACCAGGAGACAAUGUGGCAGUGAUCUGGGACAAUGUGACCACAGCUGAAUCUAACUCCAAGCUGGUGCAGGAUAUUCGGACAGUUACUGGCUCUUCAACACACGUGGCAAUGGAGAACAUUGAGAGGUUGCAGAUAUCUGCUCACAAGAAGUCCAGCUUUGACAUUGUGCUCUCUAGUGUCGUGCCAGGCUCUGCAAGUCAACACACUUUUGACACCUUUGCUGAAAUAGCUCGAAUUCUGAAACCUGGAGGAAGAUUUUACUUCAAGGAACCCGUGUGUAUAUCAGGUGACAACGGCAGAUUGAAGACUGCAUCACAGCUCAUCUCUCUGCUGAAACUGGCUGGCUUUACAGAGGUCUGUGAGAUUGAGAAGGAGCCUUUAACUGCUGAACAGCUGAGCUCCAUGAACCAAGCCAUUGGCUUUCCAGGUGGCAACCUCAUAAAACUGGCAGUAAAGGCUGAGAAACCAAACUUUGAAAUCGGAUCUUCUUCUCAACUCUCACUGUCCUUUGUGAAGAAAAUAAACCCAGCACCAGAGAGGCCACAGUUGGACCCCAAUACUGCAAAGGCCUGGACCUUGUCAGCUACUGAUAUGAAUGAUGACGAUGUGGAUCUUAUUGACUCUGAUGAGCUGCUGGAUGAAAAUGAUUUGAAGAAGCCUGACCCAGCCUCGCUCCGUAUUAUGAGCUGUGGAGACAACAAGAAAAAGAAGCGGGCCUGUAAAAACUGCACGUGUGGCCUCGCAGAGGAGUUAGGAGGGAAAGAACUCAAAGAUGUGAAGACUUUCCAGGUGAAGUCGGCAUGUGGAAGUUGUUAUCUGGGCGAUGCAUUUCGAUGUGCGAGUUGUCCAUACAUGGGGAUGCCUGCAUUCAAGCCUGGUGAACAAAUCCUGCUGUCAAACAAGACUCUCAGUGAUGCCUGAUGUGUUCAAAGAAGGCUUUGAUGGAUCCGUUGCUGAAUGUCUACCCAUCAGGGUGAAUCUCUUCCAUCCAUCAGAACUGUUGGGUUUUGUUCUCACCUCAACCAAAUCAGUGAAGCUUUGGACUUGAUGCAGUCAGACAGAAAUUAUUGUCUCACUGCGAGUAGAUUAGGUUUAUUGUGAUCUUAAUUUGGGGGUUUAUUGGGGUGGGGAAAUAAAUGGUCAUUUAUUCCUUACUGUU
Hypanus sabinus (Atlantic stingray) is the source of this 1336-nucleotide messenger RNA. It is a transcript of the gene ciapin1, whose product is annotated as cytokine induced apoptosis inhibitor 1. Gene Ontology annotation, molecular function: iron-sulfur cluster binding. The coding region runs from base 157 to 1098 and encodes 313 amino acids. The record is from RefSeq and is a predicted model, not a curated record. Gene Ontology annotation, cellular component: cytoplasm. Gene Ontology annotation, biological process: iron-sulfur cluster assembly. The transcript has 9 exons. NCBI's taxonomy places the organism in Eukaryota, Metazoa, Chordata, Chondrichthyes, Myliobatiformes, Dasyatidae.